Annulohypoxylon maeteangense is the source of this 840-nucleotide messenger RNA. Its product is annotated as NAD(P)-binding protein. The transcript is spliced from 2 exons. The coding region runs from base 117 to 803 and encodes 228 amino acids. Gene Ontology annotation, molecular function: oxidoreductase activity, acting on the CH-OH group of donors, NAD or NADP as acceptor. The record is from RefSeq and is a predicted model, not a curated record. NCBI's taxonomy places the organism in Eukaryota, Fungi, Ascomycota, Sordariomycetes, Xylariales, Hypoxylaceae.
CGACCCCGUCUUCCGGGACACUCACUUAUGCAGGUGUGAAGUACAUAUUAAUUAAUCCUACCCACCAACUAUUGCUAGAUCUUCUACCGACUCUUCUAACUUAGCCUAAGCCCACCAUGCCGACUGCUAUCGUGACGGGAGCUAACUCGGGCAUCGGGUUUGCCUUCACCCAGCUCCUUAUUCGAAAGGGAUAUUCUGUCACCGCUGUUGAUGUGAAUGUCGGCGAUAAGAUCAAUUCGCUGGGAUGUGCAACCGCGCAAGUGGAUGUCUCAAAUCCGGCCUCAAUCGCCGCCUUUAAGGAGACUUACGGCUUUGGGUCUAUCGAUCUCCUGCUGAAUAUCGCUGGUGUUAUGCCACCGCAUGAUGACGAUGCGUUGUCGGCUAUUUCACACGAUACGCUCGCCAAGGUGUUCGGCGUGAAUACCUUCGGACCACUCUUGUUCACUCAAGCUCUGCUCCCGAAUUUACUCCUGUCGAAGAGCCCGAAGCUGGGGGUCAUGUCUAGCCGUAUGGGAAGUAUCGCGGAUAACUCCUCCGGCGGCUCGUACUCGUACCGUGCUAGUAAAGCUGCUGUGAAUAGCGUGUUCAAGAGCUUGGCUGUGGAUUUGAAGGACAAGGGGGUUGCGGUUGUGAUUAUGCAUCCUGGUAUCGUGAGGACGAAUAUGACUGCUGGGAUGGAGGGGAUUGAGGGCGCGGCUGGGCCGGAGGAGGUAGUGGAGAAGUUGUAUGAGGUGCUGGAUAGCAAGGGGUUAGAAGAUACGGGCAGGUUUUGGCAUAGGGAUGGGUAUGAGUUGGAGUGGUAAGGGGGAAGCCGCACGGAAUACCUACCUAGAUUGCUAA